Molecule: messenger RNA, 1655 nt
Organism: Paramuricea clavata
Lineage: Eukaryota; Metazoa; Cnidaria; Anthozoa; Malacalcyonacea; Plexauridae
Source: the annotation of a GenBank genome assembly
AUGAGAUCUGGCGCAGCUGCAUGUAAAACGUCGACAUGCAAGUAUUUUGAAAACUUAGCAUUUCUGCAGGAUAAAAUUGCAAAUCGAGAUACAGUUAGCAAUGUGAAACUUGGUUUAGGAUCAACAGCAGAUUCAUCUUUGUUGCCAGAACAACCUGUAGUUACAAUCAAAGAUGAAGAAACACCAUCUGUCAAGAAAAGAAAACAUUGGACGGUGUUAUAUGUUCUCAUGAAAAAAGACCGGUGAGCAGGGGCCGGUUGUACGAAAAGUGGAUAAGUCGCUAUCCAGCGGAUUAAUUUUAUCCGGAGUGAAAAUCGCGUUGUACGAAGCUCGGAUAGCGCUAUCCAACGGAUAAAAUGCACUAUCCGUUGGUUUAAUUUAUCCGAGGUCCGGAGGUAGUUUAAAUCCACUAUUCGGCGGAUAAACUCAAAGUUUGAAGACAAAACAAUAUGUAUUUCAUUUAAAAAGGAUUGCUAUUGUGAUAGAAAUGGACAAAUACCGUUUAGAAGUCCCUUUUUUGACACUAAGUAAACAUGGAAACUUACUUAUGACUUCUCUUGCUCUUGACGUACCGAGCUCACUUUGAGUCACUUGCCCAUUAAAUAAUGCCAUGACUUUGCCAUAUUCUAUGCAGACCUUUGUCAGUGCUUAGACGUUACGUUUUCUGUUUUUUUCCUUCUUUUCUUUCUGUUAUAUAGCUCGAAAACACGCAAUAAAACUUUCAUUAAAUUAGUUCCCUUCAACGCCAAACAAAUAUAGCUGCAUAUAUUAAAUAAACAACAAGGCACCGAAAGUCGAAAAAUUUUGUUCGCUGGCUUUGAUCAGCCAAUCAAAUCUUGCGAGAAAAUGUUCUUAAAAUUGUUUUGAAUGACGUGAAACUGUGAAAGGUCAAAGAACAAAUAUUCGGACAGUAUAUAAAAUAAAACUGAAUCAACGUACUGAAACAAGAAAACAAAACUCGCAGUCUUUGCUAUUGCCUUCGCAUAAAGAAGCCAAAAAUCUUUUAAAGAAAUAUCGAUAAGUAGAUAGCAAACUCUUCACUGUGGGAAAACGAAGUAUUGCAACGAUUGGACGAGAAAAACUCCAAAAUAUAAACAUGAACAAAAAACCUUUAUUGCAAGUUGAUAGUUCAAAGGUUAGUGGAAUUCACAAGUUAUACGAAGAUACUACAAUUACAACAAAAGUUUACAAAUACCUAGCAACAGCUGACGUAGAGAUAAGAAAUUUCAGGAAAAUCCAGUUUUCUCCGGUUAAAAUUAAGGUUAUCCGACGGAUAGCUAUCCACCCUGCUAUCCGUGCUUCGUACAACGCAUUUUUAUUCGGCAGAUAGCUAUCCAUUGGAUAGGAGAUUUAUCCAUUGGAUAGGACUUAUCCACUGGAUAACUUAUCCACCUUUCGUACAACCGGCCCCAUGCAGAGCUAGGAAAGCUAGUGACCAAGUUGAUACAAUGCUACUGAAAGCACUAAAAGACUUGGACAAACCAACAACACAGGAAAUGCCAGAAGCCAAAUCUGCAGAAUCUGAUUCUGAUACCUUGUUUUGUCAAAGCUUAAUCCCAACUUUAAAAUCUUUGGGAACUAAAGAAAAUAUGAAGGCAAAGGUGCAAAUCCAGCAGCUACUUUUUACUCUGAAAUUUCCAGAUUCUGAAGAGUAG